AUGUUUUCAAGCACCCAAUUUGACGCGACUUCCGCCUUCUCCGGCGGCGGAUUCAUGCCGUCUCAAUCUCAGCCAGCGGAUUCCAAUCCUUCUCCAGCAAGAAGUCGUGAUUCCCAAGGGUUGGUUCCAUUGACAGUGAAGCUGAUAAGUGAAGCGUCGCAGUCGGGUGAUGACAAAUCAAAUUUUGUGGUCAACGGUUCAGAGGUCACCAAUGUUACGUUGGUUGGAAUGGUGUUCAGCAAAGAAGAAAGGGCUUCUGAUGUCACUUUCACUCUAGAUGAUGGAACUGGGCGAAUUGUAUGCAAAAGAUGGGCAAGUGAGGUUUUCGACACAAAGGAAAUGGAGGCUGUGGAAGAUGGAAUGUAUGUUCGUCUCAAUGGGCACUUAAAAAGCUUUCAAGGCAAAAAGCAGUUAGUUGCCUUCUCUGUGAGGCCUGUUACAAGCUUUGAUGAGGUUACUUUUCACUUUAUUGAUUGCAUAUAUUUCCAAUCGCAGAAAUCCAAAUCACAGCAGCAAGGUUUAUCAAUUAAUCAGCCUCAGAUGGUGGAUUCAUCACUGCACACUCCUGUCCGAACCGGGACAAAAGGCUAUCAGACAGCCCCCUCGAAUAAUCUCUCUUCGCAAUUUGGCAUUGAUGGACUCAAGGACUGUGAUCAAUUGAUUCUGGACUAUCUGCAGCAACCUUCAAGCAGUGAACGGGAACGGGGAGUGCACAUAGCUGAACUUUCCCAGCAUUUGAAAAUACCUGAGAAGAAGAUCAUGGAUUCAAUUGUAUCUCUUGAAAAUGAAGGUUUGAUCUAUUCUACUAUUGAUGAAUUUCACUACAAGUUUGCACGUGGUUAA
Messenger RNA from Pistacia vera, 843 nucleotides. Its product is annotated as replication protein A 32 kDa subunit A-like. Lineage: Eukaryota; Viridiplantae; Streptophyta; Magnoliopsida; Sapindales; Anacardiaceae. Bases 1 to 843 code for a protein of 280 amino acids. Gene Ontology annotation, molecular function: DNA binding. The transcript has 10 exons. The record is from RefSeq and is a predicted model, not a curated record. Gene Ontology annotation, cellular component: nucleus; chromosome, telomeric region; DNA replication factor A complex. Gene Ontology annotation, biological process: DNA replication; nucleotide-excision repair; double-strand break repair via homologous recombination.